AUGAAGCAUAGAGCAGCUGCGAAUAGUCUGAAUCAGAAGGAGAAUGAAAAAUGCAUAGGCAAUCAAUAUUCAUACAAGUCAAGACCUCCUUUGUAAUAAGAUUUACUGAUGAGCUUAAAGAAUUAACAACUCAGAAAUCUUGAUGCCAUCAGUUAGAUUCUAUAAUCCAAAAUUUGUAAAGUUGAAAAACGUGAUAAUGUUGAAUACUUCAAAUUCGACUUCAAAAAAUAACAGAAUAUCUGUGACAGAGUUAAGUUUCUUAGUAAUUAACCUGACGAUGAUAUCAAUAAAACUGAGAUCUUUAAAGCUCAAUAUAAGGUUGGGAGUCGCAUCGGCCAAGGAGCUUAUGCCUCUGUCAGAGUGGCUAUUUAAAUUGAAACUGGCACUAAGGUGGCUAUCAAAAUAUACGAGAAAUCUAAAAUACGCGAUUUAUAGCGUCGCAAAGGAGUGCGUAGAGAAAUCGAAAUUCUUGAAAAGUUGGAUCAUCCAAAUAUUGUCAAGAUCAUCGACACCUUGGAAUCCAAUAAUCAUGUCAAUAUUAUUAUAGAAUAUGUGAGUGGAAGUUCACUCCACCAUUUCAUUCGAAAAUAAUAGGAACGCAGACUCGAUGAAGACACUGCUAAAACUAUAUUUAAAUAGAUCCUUGAUGCUGUUUAAUAUUGUCACUCCAAAAACAUUGCUCACAGAGAUCUCAAAUUAGAAAACAUUCUACUAGAAGCCUAAACACCCAAACUCAUAGAUUUUGGCUUCUCCACUUCCUUUCCCAUCGACAAGAAAGUCAAAAUGUUCUGUGGUACCCCUAGUUAUAUGGCUCCAGAAAUCGUCACCAGGUAAGAGUAUCGAGGUGAUAAAUCAGAUGUUUGGGCCUUAGGAGUCGUCCUCUUCACUAUGUUACAAGGAGUCUUCCCCUUCAAAGGAGAUACCGAUGCAGAACUCUAUUCUAAGAUUUAAUCAGGAGAAUUCACUAUCACUCAUGACAUAUCCAAAGAAGCCAUCGCAUUACUCUAUGGAAUGCUCACAACUGAUCCUGAUGAAAGACCCACUGUAAUUGAAUUACUCAAUUACCCUUGGUUUAAGAAAAAUGACUUAAGUGAUGAAAAAGAGGACGUCAAAAAGAAACAUAAACUACCUUAAGAUCUAAUUGAAGAUCUUAAUACAAUUACUAAAAAUAUGUCCUUCAUUACUCCUACUAGUUAAAUCAAAUAAUAAUUUUGCUUUGAUUUCUCGCAUCUAAAAAAUUAUUCCAAACCCAGCACCAAUAAGGCUAUCAUCCCUAAGCCUUCCUACUUUACUACUACCAAUGCCUAAGCCAAAUCGAGAGAACCCUAGUUUUUCAAAGUUGAAAAAAUAUUAACUAAAAAUGACAGACACACUACUACUCAUUCAAAGGAAAGACAUCCUACUUUAUCGAAAGAAAGACAAUCCUCCUAUAGUUUUGAAUCUAGUAGAGGAUUGUCCCAGAAAAAGAAUCCUCAUCAGUUGACUGUCCAUCCUAGUUUCAUACCAAGUGAAAAGAGUUUUCACUCUUUCAAAAGUCCUUAAAUGGCUAUGAAUGAUAAACGUUUCAAUUUUUUUUAUAAUUGA
Molecule: messenger RNA, 1584 nt
Organism: Paramecium tetraurelia
Lineage: Eukaryota; Ciliophora; Oligohymenophorea; Peniculida; Parameciidae
Exons: 3
Biological process (GO): protein phosphorylation; intracellular signal transduction
Cellular component (GO): cytoplasm
Molecular function (GO): protein serine/threonine kinase activity; ATP binding
Source: RefSeq, a predicted model, not a curated record